GGCGUCGAUUCCAGUACACAAAUUUACAUAUCAUAACGACAAGAGAAGCGAAUAUAACGCGGUUACGGAUUGUUGGAGAGCUUUCGAAUGCGUGUGUUCGUUUUCGUCAAAGUGCGGAUUGAGAAAUAUUUCUCUGGAUGAGAAACGGCGGCUAAAAAUCCCCGUAUCUUUGUGGGCAACAUGAUAUGAAAAGGAAGUGACGUCGUAAGGGUGGGCUUCGAAGCAAAGUGUGAGUGAUACUUCAGCGAAGUUGUCUGUUUGCCGUCCUUGAAUAUCGCCGCCGCAAUCCGAUAACGCCGUAUGACAGUGCUGUGUGCCAAGCCGACGUGGUAUUUCGUAAGAUUUUCUCCAUGUUGAUAGCUCUCAGCGAACGAUUUUUGAGGGACGUUCUCGAUGGAUCGCCACCUACGUUCAUCUACGGCAAGUGUGAAUGGCGACGGUCACUGUUAUUACGACAAUGAAUCGAGUUACCAAGAUACAGGCGUCUACGAUUGUGAUGGCAAUAUGUUGCCAGACUUACUGGAUUCUCAAAUAGACAGUUCCCUAAAAGGAUUGGACAUGGGUGCCAUAAAGAAAAACUCUUACGAUCGAACUCGAGCAGCGAUGGCGGUAAGACUAAACUUUAUUUAAGGGUUGUACAAUUGGAAGUGCUUUUAUUUCACAAGACAUUUCGAUUGAUCGAUUGAGUUGUAGUUGAGGGUUUAGUGUUGAUCCAUUAGUAUUACUCAUUCAUCAGUGUUUCAGUUUCCCUGGUAGGAAACAGCUGUAGAGGCAGUAAUAUUGUGGUUUGGCGUUUCUGUUGAAAGUCGAUUUAGGGUUUUAACUUGUUCUGCAUGAACUGAUCAUCUCUCGGGCGCGUGAUGCAACGGAAAUUUAGUUACGCACUUGAAAUCAUAACACAGGAAUGCCGUGUUAUGAGCGUAUUGCUAGAUUCUACAUAGAAAAUCUGUCGGAGCCGAAGAUAGUAUGACGGGACUUUUUCAUUGAGUUGCUACGAGUACGAUGUUAAGAUUCCCUUCGUGAUAAUAGCCUGCGAUGGAAAAUUCUUCUGUUUUCCAUGUCAGCGUAUAAAUGAAGUGUCAUAAAGGCGGAUUUGAUUAAACAAACAUAAAUCCCCAGAUGUCAAUUUUCCAUGUGUCUGAUAUUAUUUUGGAGGCAUUAAAUAGAAGUUCUUUUCCAUUUCUCAAAGAUAACAGCCAUUACCUAAAAACAUAUUGUUAAUGUUCCUAGAAUCUUCUAACUGAAAGUUGAUUUAAUGGAAAAAAACAAGAAUUGCAAAAUCAUAUGUGCUGUUAUUGAGAAUUUAAUCCGGGGAAAGUUUCAAAGAAACCUAAGGUCUAUUGUCUUAUCUCAACAUCAGCUUUGUUGGGGUGUUAGUUUUAAACAACCUGUCAAUAAAUUGUGAAUCCCUUGGAAAUCACCGUGAAGAGCUUAAUAAUUGAAGAUGGUUUGAGAUAGUGACCUCCAGGAGUGCUAGAGAGUGUACAAAAAUAGGACUUUGACUGAUGAAUAACUGGCAGUUUGCCAUACUUCCAGGAAUUUCAAAUUUAAUGACAGUGAAAAGUGAGUCAGAUAUUUUAGUCUUGUUUUAAAUUUUCUUGAGCAACAAGUUGGACUCUGCAGGAAUUAAGUUUGGGAGAUAAGUUUGGAAGAUAUCAGUGUAAGCUCUUGGAUUUAGGGGAUUAAAAUAGCUCAUGACUUCAAAAUUACUGUUUUUUCCUCUUUGUGUCUGCUUAGACAGGGUUUUCAUCAAGAAGAGUAUUAGUCAAAGAGUAGUUUAAAAUGAAAAAGAAUGCUCCAUUUUUCUUGACUAAAAACAGCUCUGGAUAUCAAAACAUACACAGAAAACUCUGCAUAGUCAACAAUUUUCUUAUAUCUUAUGUGUAAUGAAUACUCAGACAUGAUAUAAACCUAAGAGGUUAGAUGGUCAAGAGCUGUGUAUUUAGUAGGACUUUUUGCAUGCCACCCAUGUUUUCAUAUUCUCUCUGGUCUGUAAAGACUUCAUGUGAUACCAUUCAAACAAAUCAUUUAGUCAGCUUCAAGAGAUAGCUGAUUAAAUGGGCAAAUAUUUAAUUCAACUUUAUUUGGAAUUUGAGUUCAAAGUGAAGUGAAAGUACUAUAUUUUGUUUAUUUUUCCUAAUACAACAAUGAAUUUUUUUAAUCAAUCUGUUUGCACAGAUUCAUCACUAAUGGGAAGUUCAUGUACUGUGCUGUUGUUUUCUGAUAGUGUAUUUUCUUGCAAGUAUCUUAAUGACAAUCUAAGAUUGUGGCUAGAAUUUGAUGCCUUCUUUUAAACUUUUAAUGCGAGGUAUUUGUAGCAUGUAUAUCUCUGAACACCUCUUCUAAUUUAAUUUACAUCAGUAACUGAAUGAAAACCGAUAUGCAAUUAGUUGCUUCUGAAAAAAUUAUUUCACAAUCAGUAAGAUCUAAGCUGAUUGUCUGAUCAACUUGAAACUUAAAUCUAGGAAAUACAAACUUAAGGGUGAAACAUCACUCAUAGGGAUUUUAGGACCCAAAAAAAAUUGUAGAUUGUUGAACUCUCACUGGAACACACUGAUUACCUUUAGUUUUUAUGAAUGCUUGUCUUAACCAUUGAACUCUUAUGAGUGACCAAGACUGAAUUUCUCCCUACCAUACUUAUGCAGUGUCAAGCAGACAAGUAAUGAGAAUAAAGUAAAAUAUCAAUUAGGGAUUAUCAGUUGAUCCAGUACCAAGUUCUCCAAAGUAGCAUUGUAAGAAUUGUAUGACAGACAGUAGGGAGAAUUACUAAUAAGAUCUUAGGAGUGAAAGGGCUAAGUGUGAGUGUGUUUUCAUCACUACAUGUGAAGGAUAUGUAUUUAUGAAAUUCUUAAUUUGCUUGAUCUCAACAGGCAAUAAAUCCAAUGCUGGCAAAAAAAGUGUUACCUCUGGUAAGUGGAAAUUUUUCUACUGCUUUUUCUCCUCCUGUUAUUUUUAAGAUAGACCCAAAUGCAAUAACAUUGUUAUAGAAAAAAGCAAAUGCAUAAAACUGAAAAGGAAAAAACCAAAUAGAAAUUAGCAUAUUGAAAUACCCUCUAGCUAGAGUACAUGCCUGGCAGCCAAACAAUUCUCACAUAAUUUCCACUAAAAAAUAAUUUCAAACUUCUUGAGAGUCUUAAAUGUUGGGUUAGAAUUUUCAAGAAGUUCCAAAAAUAGAGAAAGAUGUUUUUCAUCUUGUCACGAGUGUGGGACAAAGAAAAAAAAUUCUGAGUCCCCAUGAGGAAUCAAACCUCAGACCUUUAGAUUCUGGUCUGAGGUUCAAUUCCUUAUGGGGACUCAGAAUUUUUUUCUUUGUCCCAAGCUCGUGAAAAGACCAAAAACAUCUUUCUCUAUUUCUUUUCCAAGCCCAAAACUUACCAUCUCUCUUAUUCUAUGUACAAGUUCCAAAAAAAUAAAAAGAAAAUUCAUGCUAGUGCCGUAUGUUAUAUACUAACAAACUCACAUUUGGCUUUUUCUUAUUUUUCUAUUUUGAUUUUUUAUGACAUCUUUACUGCAAUUUGGUGUAGAUUUGUAGUGACUUGAACUACUGCGCUGGGCAUUGCCUUUUUACUUCUGAACAAGCUUUAAGAAAAAUACAUUUAUGUUUUUAGCUGAAUUGUAACUACCACAUCUCCUUGAUCAUUUUUUUGUAACUUUUAGAGGAAUCAUCCUUUGAGAAAAGUUAAUUUGUUAUUUUUUGUGGUGGCUUAAAUUAAAAGUGGUUUUGAGAAAUUCUUAUUGAUGAUGUAAAAAUCAAUUUAAGUUGUGGUUGAUGACUUUUGGGUUUGUUAUUGUAUGACUACUAGAAGUCAUAGCUCUGCAGACAAAUCCUUACAAUGCAGACAAAAUGUCUGGAGGUGCCAGGACUAUGUCAACACAUCCAGUUUUCCUUAGAAUAUUUAUGUUUUGAAGCUGAGAGACAUGUUUGAAAAAUGAGCAGCAGUGGGUACAUCUAAUUAUAGGAAAAAUCUUUAUCAUCUUCUUGGAUGUAUUCUCAAAUUAAGCAAAUGUUUCAAAAAGUACUGCAAAGAAACAUACAAAGCUUGUUCUGUUAGCUGGGUCUUGUGUUGACAGGGUGUCGUGGCAGUUCCGCAAAAUCAGUUGAUGGAAGUUUCUAGGUGUGUUAAGUCAUAGAAUGUAAUUGUGGGACAUGAAACAUCAAUUGAAAAAAGGAUUGGAAGAGAUCACACUAAGUAGUCAAUUUUUUUUAAGCCCAAAGAAGUACACAUCCUAUACUCAUGGUUUAUUUUUGAUAAAUUUUAUUUGUUUGGGAAGGUUAGAACUUUCCUAAUACAAGUCACAGUUCAUAUUAAGAGUCAGAGCUCCAAAAGAUAAAUUCCCCAAUUUUAAAUCAUAAAUUUUGUCUUUUGAUAUUCACUGUUAUUUAUUUCUUUUUAAUCUCAGCCAAAUGAAGUGACAGUAGAGGAAGCCGCAGCAAUUAGUAUUCAAGCUUAUUUUAGAGGAUAUUUAGCCCGAAAGCUUUUUGUUCAGCUGCUCUAUGAAAGAUUCAUCAAGGUUGGUUAAAAACACAAAUAUGUCAAAAGUACAGUUCUGCCUGGCUUUACAAUUAUAUCAAUGUUGUCAAGUGAUCUGCCAUUUGUUUUGCAAAGUUCUUUGAGGCACCCUUUUAAUCCUUGAAGCUCCCAGAAGUAACUGACCAAUACAGAAAUUAUUCACACAUUAUCAAUACAAGAUCAAGGAGACAAGAAAUGAAAAUAAAGAAAAACAUCAACCAGGGGAUUAAUAAUUGAUUCAAUACCAAAUUCUUAAAACUAACAUCAUGAGAAUUGUACGGCAGAUGUUAAGGAGAAUUACCAGUUAGAUCUUGGGAGUGAAAGGAUUAAUUUCAAAAAUUACUUAUCUGAAAUAGUUAAGUUUAUAAUUCAGUGCUUUUUUUUUGCUUGAAAUGCAUGGUAAAUUCAGUAUUUAGCUAAUAGUUAAGUGGCCGUCAUGUGUACCAUGAGUGAUUAUUAUUCAAAUUAUAUGCAUCCUACUAAUGUUCAUGUGAUGUGUUUAUACAUGUACUUUAAAGAGAUAAAGAUUGCUUUUGAAAAUUGAAGGAAAAUGAUAAGAUUUCAAGCUUGCACAGAAUCUUGCUCUUGGUUAUUUUCAAAUAUUUUUUAAUAGGCAAUAAUGAAGCCUCCUACUCCUUAAGACAGGGAUGUUGUUUAAAUUUUAGCUCUAUCUGUUGAAUAAACAAAUGAGGAUUGUACAUUAUUAUGCCAUAUAGCCAUUGCUUAUUCACUUUAACUUGCAAAUUUUAUUCAACAGUUUUAUACAAAUUAUAUUCAGUCUGGGGAUUGUGAAAACUUUAACUGAAAUAUCACAGAUAAUCAAAGAAAACAAUUACUCAGUGGUAAUUUCUGACUGAUAAGCCGUCUAACUAGAAUUGAUUCAGACAUCUCCUGAGUGUUUGUUCAGGUUGGAAUAUCCUUUAGUUUAUUUUGUUCAGUUUUCUCAUAAAGACUGUGGCAGCUAAUUUAAAUUGGAAUUGAAUUUUGUUUUGCUGUAUUUGAUGGAUGUUGUUCUUUGUGAUAACUGUAGGAGGAAGAAGAAAGAGAAGCAAAAAUGCGAGAGCAAGUGGAAGAAGGAGAAAUUCUGGUGGAAAAGUAAGUAGAAUGGAUGAUUUCACAUCUCUUUUCAAUGGUCAAUGGUUCCAUUGUACAAAUUUAUCUUUAAACACAAGGCCAUGGAUGGAUAUGUCUGCAGGGUUAUUCAAAUGUAUAUUAUCACAUUUUGAUUCAGAUGUUCUUUAAAUGACCAAAAAUAGAUUUUUUGUUAAGUUGCUACCUUCGUUAUGAUACAGAAUUUUUAAGGAAGGAGAUAUAUUUUAUAUCUGCAAUUUUUCUCCUGUGGUAUUUAAUUGGAAGGAAGACUAUAAUGAUAUUAUGACUCACAGUGCAUAUGCCGUAGACACAAUGAAACUGAUUGAAUUUAUGAUUUUAAGGCUAUCCAUUAGAGAGCAUAUUUUUCAUGUGUGUUCUUAUCCAUGUUUUGUAGGAAAUGUUGUUAAGUUGCUAAUAAGAUUAACAUUGCAGAGUUUUUUCUAACUAUAUAUGGUAGAUCUUUCAAAUUUGCUGCGUCAUAAUUUCAAAUCUGCAUAAUCCCACUGGUAGCAAAGCUGGAUUCCAAUUUGUUUACAAUUUAUGUGACUAAAAAAGUCCAUGAAUUCAGAUUUUAUAGCUCAAUACUAAUGUUAGUGCAUUAAAAUGUGUACUGUAUUUUUCAAGUUAAAACUUUGAAUUUUGGUUCACUCCAAACCUAAUUUGAGUCCUUUUUUUUGUCUUCAUUUUUAGUAUGAGAAGGAUUUUUUCCAUAAGCUUUUUGAUAUUUUGUAUUAAAAUCUCCUUUUAUUGGCAGAAUAUCAUUGAGGAAGAUGUAUAGAAUUUUUGAUAUUGUACAAGAUAAGAAUAACAUGCCCUUAUUUGGAAAUAACUUUCUAGAUUUCUUUAAGCUGGCUGUCCUUCAAAAAACGUGAUUUUACGAGUUGCUUCAAGACAGCAAUUUGAAAGUCAUGUUUUGUGUAGGACCUGACUCUGCACUGAGUUGUAAAUUGUUGAAAAUAUAAAGGGAAUAUUACAUCACAUCCAAAAAUAGUACAGUGAAAAUUUUUUGGACCGUUUUGUCUGGGGCUUUUAUGGUAAAAAAAUAAUUGAAAAUUUUCCCAUUUCAAAAUCAUACAGUGUCAAUUUUAUUAUUAACAUUUUGAUGUAUCAAACUUGAAAUUAUAAUGCAUGUAAGGGUUAUAGAAUAAAACAAAACACAGAGGGUAAUUUUUUUUUAAUCAACCACAAAAUGCCAAAAAUAACAUGGGCUGAGUUUAUGGUGAUAGAUUGAAAGCAAGAUUUUAUUUGUAAUACUGGUAUGUGGUGUUUCUCACUUUGUCAUGUCCAGACAUGUGAAUAUAUUUAAUUUUAAGUCACUGUUCUCAUUAAUGAAUUUUUCUGUACAGAAACAGUCAAAUUUCUUCAUAAUGUUUUUUACUUUUGUUUUAACAGCUAUCGCUUGAACCUUGAAAUGGAAGAGAAUACCUGUUUGCGCAAAAACCUCCGGCGAGGAAUUGAAUGUGAUGUUAUAACGUGAGUUUCAUUCUUUUAAGUUUUUAUCACCUAAAUCUGAGGUCCUAAGUUAUAAUAAAUUUUUCCUUGUAUGAAUAGUAAAUAUAAUUAUUUCAAAUUGUUAUGCGCAUACUGAAAUUCAAUUUUCCCAGAGAAACAUUUUUUCAGCUCAAAAUAGCUUUUGUUCUCUUCCUUUAAAGUCUUGGAUUUGGGUUGUUAAAGGGGCAGUGACUUUUGAAUUUUGAAUAUACGAAGUAAACUAGUGUUAAGGGCUCGUGCAUAAUUUUUCCAAUCAAACUUACAGUGACAUGUAAUGACUCUGUACGAUGCAAUUGUCUUAACUGUUAAUGCUUUCUUGUUAUCAGUUCUUUUAAUAUCACGAUUUUCUAUAAAUGGGGCCUCCCCCCCAAAGAAUUGCUUCCCCUAAAUAAGUGCCUUAUUUUAGUGGCCAGGGGAAAAUUUAACAAAUGCAGCUGCACUUAAAGGGGUAAAUGCAACUGUUAUAGUUAUUAACCUUUUACACCUUAAAUUAGUAUGCAUUUUCUUCAUAAUGUUCUCUAUGUAUUUCUUAACAUGUUGACAAGGAGGAUUUGUUUAACAAUCAAGGGCUUCCCGUUCAUGAUCAUCUCCUUUUUUCUUUUGACCAUAAUGUUUGAUUCAAGGGUGAUGCUUGUAGGGGAAAUCAGAUGCUAUAGUCUCCCUUAGGGGUCAAAGAGUUAAGAAAAAACUAUCAGGAAACUAUCGAUGUUUACAGUGAGGUUAGGAAAAAUUAGAGGGUGCCUCAUUCUUAUUUCUACUCAUUUUAAUUUGUUGAAGCAUCCAAAGAGCCUGGAGACAACAUAAGAAACAAUCUCAAGAUCAGAUCAUUGUCGGACAAGGGACCACAAACUCACACGACAUGCCAGGUUUUGAUGCGGCAUCACAACCGUUUUUUUCCACUCCAGACAUGGGAAGUUUACAUAUAAGGACAAAUCCAUUUAUGAAGAGUGCAGACAAUGCUUCUUUUUGUGAUGACGAUAAUCUUUCGGAUGUUUUCAAUGACAGCCUUGAACAGGUAGAAGAGGAAAAUUUAAGAAAUACUCAAGAACAUGGACCUCAUAGACAUGUUUUAUAUGAUGGCAAUCAUGUCUUGGAAAGAGACACAUUUAAUGAUGAACUACCUGGAAUGGAUUCUGUCAGCUCGCCAGCUGAGUUGCCAUCACCAACAACUGACUGGGAAUCAAUAGAAUCAUGUCUCACUUCAGAGGGUGAAACACAGGACUUCGAAAGCAGUGAGCUUCCAGACACAUCCAAUGGAAGGCUAAAACACUUUUCCUUGAAACCAAAUGAUUUGCAAAUAUGCUUUGUUGACGAUACGCUCCUAAGUGACGUUGAAGGGGAUGAAGAUGGCUGUGUCAUAAAAGAGUAUAUUAUUGAAAAACAGGAUGUUUCAGAUGAAGAAAAACGAGAUUCAGGUUGCGUGGCAGGUGAUGAUGAGGCAUCGGAGUCCUUUAGUAUUAAAACGGUUAGACCAGAAACACUGGAAAGACAUGAAAUAUCUCAGGAGGAAUCUGAGAAAGUGUUGAUAGAACUGAGAAAGCAGGACAGUGAAAAUGAAAAACAGGAAAAUUAUACAAAUGUAAUGCUUGGAUGGACUGAAGAGAGGUUACAAGAACUAAAUUUGGAAGAACUGCAAGCACUCCAGAAAAAUAUGAGUCAACUGAUUGAAGGUAAAGUGUUGUGGAAAAUUCUAGGACUCAAGUGUUGUCAAUGCAUGAAUUGAAAAUAUUUGAUAUUGAGCUUAAUCACAGAUGUUGAGUGAUGCAGACUGGAACUGGAAUUACAGAUUUCUUAACUCUUUACACCCUUACAUCAGUAUUUAUCUUCUCCAUACUUUUCUAUAUACAUUCCCUUUGGUACUGACAAGGAGAAUCCAUUUAACACUUUUACUCCCGAGAUCUAAUUAGUAAUUCUCCUUACUGUCUGCCAUACAAUUCUUAUGACGUUAGCUCAGAGAAUUUUGGUAUUGGAUCAGCUAAUAAUCCCAUAAUUGAUAUUCUUCUCUAUUCUCAUCACCUACCUGCUUGAUAUUGUAUUGAUAUUGUAAGGAGAAAUUUUGUCUUGGUCACUUAUGGGAGUGAAAGGGUUAACAAUCAACUCUUCUUAGAUUGGUGAUCCUUUUCUUUGUUCUCAUGAUCUUAAUGACUGAUUCAGUGGCAUUACUGUAAGGAGAAAUUAGAUGCUGGUCACUUGUUGGGUUUAAAAGGUUAUGUUGAGGUUUCUUUUUUUUAUUUGUAUGCUACAAGUCUUCAGUCACAAACAUUUAAUUUUCUUUGCUAAAACAAGGGUUUUCUAUUUGAUUGGUUGAUUCACAGUUCAUGUCUCAAAUAAAAUUAUGAGUGUCUUCUUUAGUUUUUGAAAAAACUGUGGUGCACUUUUGUUUUAAUUAUUUUGAUGUUUGCUUCAUAGCUCAAAAUGAAGUGCUGGUAACUGAGUUAAUGAACAGAGAUGCUCUUCAUCUUAGACAAGAUUCUCUUCUCAUGGAUGUUGAGGAUGCUUCAAAGUAAGUCAUUGGUUAUUUGUGUUUGCUUGAGAACAACAAAUAAUUUUCAUAUUAAUUGAAGAUUUGAGUCUUCUUAGAAAUGGCCUAUUCCAGGUGCAAACUUGCAGAAAAGUCCUGGCCAUCUAGGUUUCUUCACACAGUUCUAACAUUCCUUAGACAAACUUGAAGCACUGUUCUUUUAAAUCAACUUAACAUUCCAAGUUCAAGGUGUCAAGAAAAAGUUUAUUCACACAAACUAUCAAGAGAAACAGUUAAUUAAAUUCAGUUCUUUUCACUUUCUUAAAACCCUAUUCUGUUUUGUUUUGUUUUGCCAUUGUUUUUUGGCUUUUUAUUGACAUGUGUAAUCCUCUUUUCAGUUCAAAGUGAUGAAUCUAUCUUGUUGACGCUUCUUCAAGGCACAACUUAACAUCUUAAUCUAACAUAAAAAUUUAAAAAAUUAGACAAAUUUCAGUUUCUUAUGAGAUCAGUACCAAAUGUUAAUGAAUCUAUUUUAUCCUUGUUUACUUGGGGAUAUACAUUGUAACAUGUGCUUCACAAAUCUUAUCAUCUUACCUAUUAAAACAUAAACAACAAAUAGUAAUUUCUUAGUGCAACUUGUUGUUUUUCCAUUGCAUUACAAUGUAAUCAAGUGAUGGGCAACCUUUUCUAAUUAAUUUGUGUGUGAGAAUGUUAUCAUUAGACCCUUAACCUCUACAAUUAACAGAGGAUAAUUGUGUUGUUUGGCUAACUCUUAACUUUGAAAGUAAGAACUUCAUAGAUUAUUUAUUAAAACUGAUUAUUAAAAAUUAUUUAUGAUUAACUUGUACUCAUCUUGUCUCCAAGAUUUCUGCUAAACAAGAGGCUUAACCCUCCUUUUAAAACUGCUUUUAAACAUUGUAUCUUUUACUUAAAGUAUCUUACAGAUGCCGCAACUUCUUAUUAGGUAAACAUGACUGAACAUUAAGAUGUAAAAUAAUUUGUUUUCUUUAUAGUCAGAUAACUGGGUGACAUUAUUUAUUGUUUCUUUUGUUUUUGUUUGUUUAUGUUAACAUUCUUUGAUUCUUCCUUUUUUUUUAUUUCAAACAUCACUCACACCAGGAAACUGAAACAUCUUUGAACAAAGACUUUCUGAGUCUGGCUUCAUUGGGAUUACACUUCUGUGUUGUUCAGUAGGACAGAUUUCAUUAGCUACAAGAUCUGGCACAUUUUAUUUGUUGUUUUGCUUCACUUUUUUGUUAUUUACUUUUGUUUAUUUUGCACAGAACUGCACAGGCACAAUAUCAGAAGACACAGAAAGGCAGAAAGUGAUAGUUCUUCUCUGCACCCUAUAUUGCUCAUGAACAAUGUUAUUUUUUGUCCUGUUGAUAUUUUUGUGUUACUGAGAGUUGUUAGAGAUACACAAAUUAUUUCAAUUAUCAGUGGAGCAUGAAGUGAUUGUAUUUUAUUUUUAAUAAGUUAGGAAAAGGAAAAAGCUAGUUUAUUUUUAAGGCUGAUAUUCUUCCAAAUGAAAGUGCAAUUGUAAUACUAGUAAGCAAAUUGCUCUCCUAAAAAUCUGAAUAGGAAUCCUAUGAAAACUGAAACAUUUUGACAGUUCUUACCCCAUGUGAUGGGUGUAGCUCAUCUCUUAGGAUUUCCUCAGUGGUUCUGUAUAUCUGCUUGGCUUGGCUUGCCUUGUAAUAAUUAUCUUAGGAAAUUACAAUCAGUUUACACAAGUCACUAAACUGUUAAAUUUAUUAUUAAAAAUGGGUUUGAAAAUAGUUUAUUUUUGUAUCAUGUUUGGUAAUAUAGCUGAAGUUAAGGGUCAAAGAUGUCUGGAAAGAGAGAUGCGUAAAGCUGGUCACACAAUAAAUGCAAUAAUGAUGUAAUUGGUACUGCAAAGUGCUAUUACCUAGACUCCUUAUUGAGCAGACAACAGCAUGAGUCUCAUAAAUACUUCUUGAUACAGGUUUCAUUGUGUUGCAAAUAGCACAUCAACGAAACUAUACUGAUAGAAGUCAAACCAUUAUUUAUUUGCCAGGGUUGAAUAUUUGAACCAUAUCUUUUACAACAAAGAGCUUUCACAGGUUCUCAUGAUCAAACAACCCACUCUGGUUAUUGUCAUUUUGGAUCAAUAUCAGUGUCUUAGCAACUGUGCACCAGCCCCUCCCCUAAUCCACUAAUCCAACAAUAAACCUAACUUCUUAACAGUUGACUGUUGUUAGGUUGGGGGAUGCUUCAGUGUGUACUUGCUCAGAUGCUGACAUUAAUCUACCUUUUUUUUUUUUCUGCCUUCAUGAGUACAAGUAGCUCCAAAGCUUGAGCCUCCCUGUUGAUUGAAUUUUGUUUUCCUUUUUAUCUGAUUAAAAAGAAAAGUCUCCUUUGAAAUUUAUCCCACCUAUUCCAUGGGUUUUUUUUUUUUUUUUUUUUUUUUUGAUUUGUAGUAGCUUCUUACACAGUUGCAUGUUUAUCUCUCUUACCUCCAAACUCAGGCAUGAAUAAUGGUUGGAACUUCUAUUGCAGUCCUAGAAUCUAAGAUUUUUAUAAGACUAGUGCUCAUUAGUCACCUUGUAGUGUAAGUAAUCUCUUAAGUUGUCUUAACCCUAUCACUCCCAAGAACUUGUAAUUCUCCUUACUGUCUGUGAUACAUUUCUUCUAAUAUUAAUUCUGAGAAACUAGUGUUGGAUCAAGAAAAAAAUUCUCAGUUAAUAUUUUUCUUUAUUCUCAUCAUUUGUCCUCUUGAUAUUGUAUUUGUAUUGUGAGGAGAAGUUAUGGCUUGGUCGAUACAGGGAGUGAAAGGGCCCCACAAGCUCUUUCUUAAUGGCACACUGCCAUUAUGUUUUUAUGUUGACACUAGUAAGCCUUGCUGCUUCUGCUUAUGAAUGAACAUUGUAUCAAUGUAACAUGUUAUGAAGGUCAGCAUUUGCAAAUUGGGUCUAAUCAAAAACCCAAUUGAAAUUGUUUAUUUUUGGGAAAGAAAGGAGCUUUAGACAAAAGAUAAUGUUAUUAUUGAUACUUAGUUGUGAAUCAUUGAUUAUUGUUGUGUAUUGCUAUAAGGAAACUUCUAUGAUUGCCUCUUUGUUGCCCUCAGGUUAAAUUAGUUUUUGACUUCUUUGUGUUGUUGUUUUGUUUGUUACUUACUGUUUGUCACUAAGAUGGUAUGACUCAACCUGACUUAAGUCAUUUCUGGAAUGCUUUGUGUUAUAUGUAGCUGUGGAGUUGUGCAAUGUGUAGCAUUAUGAUAAUAGAAAAACUGUCUAUGGCGCCAUUUAUUGAUUGAAAGAAAUAGUAAUAGUUUAGAAACACUGCUGCAGUUUUUAAAGUAGAUUUGUGCACAAUGAAAUAAAUCG
Pocillopora meandrina is the source of this 12902-nucleotide messenger RNA. The record is from the annotation of a GenBank genome assembly. Lineage: Eukaryota; Metazoa; Cnidaria; Anthozoa; Scleractinia; Pocilloporidae.